Molecule: messenger RNA, 624 nt
Organism: Rangifer tarandus platyrhynchus (Svalbard reindeer)
Lineage: Eukaryota; Metazoa; Chordata; Mammalia; Artiodactyla; Cervidae
Source: the annotation of a GenBank genome assembly
AUGGCCCAUUACAUCUUGAUUCUCGGACUCAGGUAUGGCUCCUUGCAGUUUUCUGUGCCUGUGAUGGUUGGCAGCGCUGCCUGUGGGCACCAGGGCUGCUGUGAGCAACAGGACCAGGAUGGACAGAAAGCAGGGCCAGGACCGGGGGUUCCCUCCGGUGCUUCUCGUCUGUGGACCACCUGCAGCAGACUCACCCAGGGGGCUGACCUCAGCGGGUGGCCUUCACAAACCACUGUGGCUCAGAGCACAGCCGAGGGCUUCAAGUCCAGCCAGCCCUUCACUGGCUGUGCAACGAUAGAAACCGCACUAAAGAAGCGAGGACAGAUGCAGCCACCACUGCCCUUGGUGGGGGAGGCCAUUGAACAGAAGGGCAUGCGCGCGGGGACAUGGCACGUGAAACCUAUUGUCCCGGCCUCGGCAGCCCUGGGCACGGAGGCGCCUGUCCUCCCGGGCGGCUCCCGCUCGAGGCGUGGGGAGCGUGGACGCGGGACGGGCACGUGGCCCUGGAGGUUGCCCCUGCCAGCCGCGGCCCUGGUGGGACCGGGAGCCCGGACGGGCCUCGCCGGCUUUCGGUGCGAUUCCUCAUCUGUUUCGAGUCACCAAGUACUGGCUUUGGCAGUUUGA